AUGGCGGUGCGUCUGUCUGUCCUGCCUUCCCUCCGGUGCCUGUUCGAUGAGCCCGUGCAGAUCCGUGUGGCCGGACUGCAGCCGCAGCAGGCGGUCACCCUCCGGGCCAGCCUGGUGGACGAGAGCGGGGAGGUUUUCCAAUCCCACGCUCUCUACAGGGCUGGGAGCAGCGGGGAGCUGGACCUCAGCCGCUCCCCAGCGCUGGGGGGCAGCUAUUUGGGAGUGGAGCCCAUGGGGCUGCUCUGGGCUCUGCGGUCCAAAACGCCCUAUAAGCGGCUGGCAAAGAGGAAUGUCCUGACCCCUUUCUGUGUGGACUUGGAAGUGUACGAGGGCCAUGGGGACACGAGCCACUUGCUGGGAAAAUGCAUCAACGAACGAUGGUUUUUAGGAGAGGGGGUGAAGAGGAUUUCGGUUAGAGAAGGUCGUCUCAGAGCAACCCUCUUCCUCCCUCCUGGACCUGGCCCAUUCCCUGGACUUAUUGAUUUGUAUGGAUCUGGAGGAGGUCUUAUUGAAUACAGAGCAAGUCUCCUGGCUAGCAGAGGCUUUGUGACUCUGGCUCUUGCUUACAUGUCCUUUGAAGACAUCCCUGCUAUGCCAAAGAUCCUUGAACUGAGCUAUUUUGAGGAGGCUGUGAACUUUUUGCGUAAGCAGCAGCAGGUGAAAGAUACUGGCAUUGGUGUUUUGGGCUUGUCUAAAGGAGGUGAUGUAGCCCUUUCCAUGGCCACAUUUCUACCUGGGAUCAAGGCAGCUGUCAGCAUAUCUGGAAGUAGUUUUAAUUCCUUUAUUCCCCUGAAGGGGGAUGGCUUCACUAUUCCUGUCCACCCAUAUGACUUGGGGAGGGUGAAGAUCAGUGAUGAGUCUAGAAUAGUAGAUUUUUCAGAUGUCUUAGACGAUCACAUGGACCCAGCAACUUGGGAUUGUCGCAUACCUGUGGAGCGGUCCUUAGCCAAGUUCCUCUUCCUGUCUGGACUGGAUGACAUGAACUGGAAAAGUGACCUCUAUUGCCAGGAUGCUGUUCAGCGCCUUCGGCAACAUGGCCGAGAAGUGGAGUUCUACUCCUAUGCUGGAGCAGGGCACCUCCUGGAGCCACCAUACUUGCCUCUGUGCAAAGUUUCAAUCCACAGGGUGCUUGGGAUGUUGGUGCAUUGGGGAGGGCAGUGGAGAGAGCAUGCUAAAGCCCAAGAAGAUGCAUGGCGCAGGAUACAGGCCUUUUUCUGGCAACAUUUGAUGGACUCAGACAUCCCUAAGAGCAAGCUGUAGUGGAAACUGUCAUAGAUACUGGCCAGGGAUGGUAUUUCAGCACUCACUGGAUCUUGGAAACUCACCCGAAGUUUCCUGGACUGCCUUCGUCUAAACUCCACUGUUGCAUAGUUGUUUAUUUUCAUUCCCCAAAUAAUUUCCCAGUUUUAGUUGAAUUUCAGUUGACUUCUGACCCCAGCUUCACAGUAGAUUGGCACCAUCUGUGCUGUAGUCUAAAAACAACCCAGCAUCCCAUCAUCUAAAUCACAUUUGUGCUGAGCUAUCUUUGCCCUCAAUCUGCCACCAUCUCCUUUCAUAAGCGGAAAUACUCUUACAGGAGGAGUUAUCCAUGGAAUGGUUUAGUCUUGCACCUUUAACUAACAUAGAUAUAAACAGCAAUU
Molecule: messenger RNA, 1640 nt
Organism: Agelaius phoeniceus (red-winged blackbird)
Lineage: Eukaryota; Metazoa; Chordata; Aves; Passeriformes; Icteridae
Product: acyl-coenzyme A thioesterase 1-like
Biological process (GO): fatty acid metabolic process; acyl-CoA metabolic process
Molecular function (GO): fatty acyl-CoA hydrolase activity
Source: RefSeq, a predicted model, not a curated record